GGAGACGCAGAGAUGCAGAUCUUUGUGAAGACCUUGAAGGGCAAGACCAUCACUCUUGAGGUGGAGCCCAGUGACACCAUGGAGAAUGUCAAAGCCAAAAUCCAAGCCAAGGAGGGCAUUCCUCCUGACCAGCAGCGUCUGAUUUUUGAGGGCAAAGAGCUAGAGGAUGGCCGUAUUCUCUCAGAUUACAACAUCCAGAAAGAGUCCACCCUGCACCCAGUGCUACAUCUCCGCGGUGGCGUCACUGAGUUUUCCCUGCGUCAGCUUGCCCAGAAGUACAAAUGCGACAAGAUGAUCUGCCGCAAGUGUGAUGCUCGCUUGCACUCCUGUGCUGUCAACUGCCGCAAGGAGAAGUGUGACCAUACCAACAAUCUGCGUCCCAAGAAGAAGGUCAAAUAA
Molecule: messenger RNA, 399 nt
Organism: Orycteropus afer afer
Lineage: Eukaryota; Metazoa; Chordata; Mammalia; Tubulidentata; Orycteropodidae
Product: ubiquitin-like
Exons: 1
Coding region: 13-399 (128 amino acids)
Biological process (GO): modification-dependent protein catabolic process; protein ubiquitination; translation
Cellular component (GO): nucleus; ribosome; cytoplasm
Molecular function (GO): ubiquitin protein ligase binding; protein tag activity; structural constituent of ribosome
Source: RefSeq, a predicted model, not a curated record